AUCUAAUCAAAAAAAAUCACACUCCAGUCAGGAAGCUCGCGAUAGUUCUUCGGGCCGGACUGGUGUGCGAAGUAAGUGGCCAGUUAACUCAACAGAGGACCGCAAGUCCACGUAAAGCGGUAUAAAGCCUCUCUUGCAUCCUCAGUGUUUACCCCUCUCUAUCCACCAGCCAUCAUCGCAAACAUGCAAUUCCUCAGCCUCCUUGCCCUGGCCGUCUGUGCCGUAGCUGCUCCCAUCGACAGCGAGCAGCCGGUUCCCACUCGCACAUUCGCCAUCUCUGGCUCGCUCCUGGGCCCGACUUCCCUGCGUGGCAAUGAUGCUACCUUCCCCGUGGCCACCGAGGACACGACUAUCCCCGAGGACGAGAUCGUCUACGCCCCGCUGCAGGCGAGCGACAAAGAUGGUGUGGCGUUUGACUUCAGCAGCGUGCCCACGCCACAGCCGAUUCGUGGUACCAAGGGCGGAACCGACCCGGGCCCCAAGCAGCCGGAAAUCGACAGGACUCACCCUGAUAUCUUGGCUCCACCGCAGAGUGAUACUGGUGAUGUCCCGCAGCUCAGUUGGCCCAUGGAUUUGAGCCAUGUCAAGCUCGGUCUCAACAGAGCGGGAUGGAGUCGUCAGCAGAACAUUGGCGUCAUGCCGGCGGCGAAGCAGUUUGCUGGUGUUGAUAUGAGACUGGAAGCUGGUGCAUAUCGUGAGAUGCAUUGGCACACGUCCGGAGAGUGGGCGUAUAUCAUCGCUGGAGGUGCCCGCAUUCAGGCCAUCAAUGAGAAGGGUGAAACGUUUAUCGACGACGUUAAGAAAGGAGACGUCUGGUUCUUCCCUCCCGGAAUCCCGCAUUACAUCCAAGGUCUCGAGAACGGCACCGAGUUCCUUCUGAUCUUCGACGACGGCAACUUCUCGGAAGAUGAAACCUUCCUUGUAUCGCAGAUGAUGGCCCGAACACCCACCGAUGUUUGGGAGAAGCAACUCGACCUCCCCUCAUCGGCUUUCGCCAAUCUCCCGGAAGGCAACCUCUUCAUCUUCAACGGUACCGAAGCCCCAGCGGACAUCCAAGCACAAAACAUCACCGGCCCAGCCGGCGUUAUCCCCAACGUCGACUCGUACAGUUUCCACUGGUCUGAACAGGAGCCCCUCGAGGUUCCCGGCGGCUCCGUUAAGAUCCUCGAUACCAACACGUUCCCCAUCGCUACGGACUUCAGCACAGCAUUGGUCACGAUCAAGCCCGGAGCUAUCCGCGAGGUUCAUUGGCACCCCAGCUCCGAUGAGUGGAGCUACUUCAUCCAGGGACACGCCCGCAUGUCGGUCUACGUCGCUCCGGGCAGUGCGAGGACUUUCGACUUCAACCCCGGAGAUGUCGGUUACGUCCCGCAGGCGUGCAGUCAUUACAUCCAGAACAUCGGUACCGAGGAUGUGAUCCUGCUGGAGGUGUUGAAGCAGAAGAAGUUUACGGAUAUCUCGGCUGGACAAUGGCUCGGAUUGACCCCGCCCCAAGUCUUGAAGGACACCAUUCACCUGUCGGACGAGAGCAUAGCGCACCUGUCCAAGGAGAAGCCGCUGGUCGUCCAAGGCCCCGUCCCCGUUUCACCCAGCGCAAGCGCCGCCUAGGGUCUCGAGAGUAUGGUAGUAACAGUGGAAGAUUGAUAAUCGUGGUGAUGUUUUGGUUUGGCUUGGUAGCUUGGACAGGUAUUAGGAUAGCUAGUAAUAGAUUGUGAUGGGAAC
Messenger RNA from Tricharina praecox, 1722 nucleotides. RefSeq names its product RmlC-like cupin domain-containing protein. Bases 184 to 1608 code for a protein of 474 amino acids. The transcript has 6 exons. The record is from RefSeq and is a predicted model, not a curated record. NCBI's taxonomy places the organism in Eukaryota, Fungi, Ascomycota, Pezizomycetes, Pezizales, Pyronemataceae. Gene Ontology annotation, biological process: oxalate metabolic process.